AUGGCAACAGCAAACGUCGCCGGUGCCGGUGGCUCGGGCUCUGAGCCCACGCGCAUCGCCAUCCUGGGCAAGGAGGACAUCAUCGUCGACCACGGCAUUUGGCUUAACUUCGUAGCCCACGACCUGCUGCAGACACUGCCGUCCUCGACAUACGUGCUGAUCACCGACACCAACCUCUAUACCACAUAUGUGCCGCCCUUCCAGGCUGUCUUCGAGGCUGCGGCUCCUCGCGAUGUGCGUCUGCUCACCUACGCCAUCCCGCCCGGCGAGUACUCCAAAAGCCGCGAGACCAAGGCCGAGAUCGAGGACUGGAUGCUGUCGCAUGCCUGCACGCGCGACACUGUCAUCAUUGCCCUUGGCGGCGGCGUCAUCGGCGACAUGAUCGGCUAUGUGGCGGCUACGUUCAUGCGUGGCGUGCGCUUCGUCCAGGUGCCCACCACCUUGCUUGCCAUGGUCGACUCGUCCAUCGGCGGCAAGACGGCCAUUGAUACGCCCAUGGGCAAGAACUUGAUCGGCGCCUUCUGGCAGCCGCGCCGCAUCUACAUCGACCUUGCCUUCCUCGAGACCUUGCCGGUGCGCGAGUUCAUCAACGGUAUGGCCGAGGUCAUCAAGACGGCUGCCAUCUGGAACGAGACGGAGUUCACCGCGCUCGAGGAGAACGCCGCUGCCAUCCUCGAGGCCGUGCGCUCCAAGGCCUCGUCGCCGGCUGCCCGCUUGGCCCCGAUUCGUCACAUCCUCAAGCGCAUUGUACUAGGUUCGGCGCGCGUCAAGGCCGAGGUUGUGUCGGCCGAUGAGCGCGAAGGCGGCCUGCGCAACCUGUUGAACUUUGGCCACUCCAUCGGCCACGCCUACGAGGCCAUCCUGGCUCCUCAGGUCCUUCACGGUGAGUGCGUCGCCAUCGGCAUGGUCAAGGAGGCCGAGCUGGCUCGCUAUUUGGGCGUCCUGCGUCCCAGUGCCGUCGCCCGCCUGACGAAGCUCAUCGCCAGCUACGACCUGCCGACCUCGGUCCACGACAAGCGCAUCGCCAAGCUCUCUGCUGGCAAGGAGUGCCCCGUCGACGUGCUCCUGCAGAAGAUGGCCGUCGACAAGAAGAACGAGGGCCGCAAGAAGAAGAUCGUGCUGUUGUCCGCCAUCGGAAAGACCUACGAGAAGAAGGCCACGGUUGUCGACGACCGCGCCAUCCGCUUGGUACUCUCACCUUCGGUCCGCGUGACCCCCGGCGUGCCCAAGGGCCUCUCUGUCACUGUGACCCCUCCGGGUUCCAAGAGCAUCUCGAACCGGGCGCUUGUCCUGGCUGCCCUUGGAGAGGGUACUACCCGUAUCCAUGGCCUGCUUCACUCGGAUGACGUGCAAUACAUGCUGGCUGCCAUUGAGCAGCUCCACGGCGCUGACUUCUCGUGGGAGGACGCCGGAGAAAUCCUCGUCGUCACUGGCAAGGGCGGCAAGCUGCAGGCCAGCAAAGAGCCUCUGUACCUGGGCAACGCGGGUACUGCUUCGCGCUUUCUGACCUCAGUCGUCGCCCUCUGCGCUCCGUCUGCGGUCUCGUCGACCGUUCUGACGGGCAACGCUCGUAUGAAGGUGCGCCCCAUCGGUGCCCUUGUCGACGCGCUUCGUGCCAAUGGCGUCGGCGUCAAGUACCUCGAGAAGGAGAAGAGUCUGCCCGUCGAGGUUGAUGCUGCGGGCGGCUUUGCGGGCGGCGUCAUCGAGCUGGCUGCCACUGUUUCGUCGCAGUAUGUCUCGUCCAUCUUGAUGGCUGCUCCCUACGCCCAUCAGCCCGUCACUCUUCGUCUCGUUGGCGGCAAGCCCAUCUCCCAGCCCUACAUCGACAUGACCAUCGCCAUGAUGGCCUCGUUCGGCAUUAAGGUCGAAAGAUCGGCCGAAGAUCCGAACACCUACUUGAUCCCCAAGGGCGUGUACAAGAACCCCCCCGAAUAUGUGGUCGAGAGCGAUGCCAGCUCGGCAACCUACCCCCUUGCUGUUGCUGCGAUCACUGGCACCACCUGCACGAUCCCCAACAUCGGAUCCGAAUCGCUCCAGGGCGACGCUCGCUUCGCCGUCGAGGUCCUGCGCCCCAUGGGCUGUGCCGUAGAACAAACAGCCACGUCCACGACCGUCACCGGUCCCCCGAUUGGCACGCUCAAGGCCAUCCCCCAUGUCGACAUGGAGCCCAUGACGGACGCCUUCUUGACUGCUGCGGUGCUUGCUGCCGUGGCCGACGGCACCACUCAGAUCACGGGUAUUGCCAACCAGCGCGUCAAGGAGUGCAAUCGCAUCGCUGCCAUGAAGGACCAGCUGGCCAAGUUUGGCGUUCAGUGCAACGAGCUCGAGGACGGCAUCGAGGUCAUCGGCAAGCCGUACCAAGAACUCCGGAACCCCGUCGAGGGCAUCUACUGCUACGAUGAUCACCGUGUUGCCAUGAGCCAUAGCGUGCUGUCCACCAUCUCGCCCCAUCCCGUGCUUAUUCUCGAGCGCGAGUGCACGGCCAAGACCUGGCCUGGUUGGUGGGAUAUCCUGUCGCAAUUCUUCAAGGUCCAGCUGGACGGCGAAGAGGAUCCAACGAAGCGCACAACGCAGUCGACACAACAGGUCCGCAAGGGUACCGACCGGUCCAUCUUCAUUGUCGGAAUGCGUGGUGCGGGCAAGUCUACCGCUGGCCGUUGGAUGUCCGAGCUCCUCAAGAGGCCUCUCGUUGACCUGGAUGCCGAGCUUGAGAGGAGGGAGGGCAUGACCAUUCCCGAAAUCAUCCGCGGCGAACGCGGCUGGGAGGGCUUCCGGCAAGCCGAGCUGGAGCUGCUGCAGGAUGUCAUCAAGAACCAGUCCAAGGGCUACAUCUUUUCCUGCGGUGGCGGUAUCGUCGAAACCGAGGCUGCUCGCAAGCUUCUGAUCGACUACCACAAGAAUGGUGGCCCCGUCCUGCUCGUUCACCGUGAUACCGACCAGGUAGUCGAGUAUCUGAUGCGGGACAAGACCCGGCCGGCGUACUCGGAGAACAUCCGGGAGGUCUACGAACGCCGCAAGCCCUGGUUUUACGAGUGCAGCAACCUGCAGUACCACAGCCCCCACGAGGACGGUUCGGAGGCUUUGCUGCAGCCGCCCGCCGACUUUGCUCGCUUUGUCAAACUCAUCGCGGGCCAAUCGACUCACCUCGAGGACGUUCGGGCCAAGAAGCAUUCCUUCUUCGUCUCGUUGACCGUGCCUAAUGUUGCCGAUGCCCUGGACAUCAUCCCCAGGGUCGUUGUUGGCUCUGACGCCGUAGAGCUUCGCGUGGAUCUGCUGGAGAGUUACGAGCCGGAGUUUGUCGCCCGGCAAGUCGCUCUGCUGCGCGCAGCGGCACAGGUGCCCAUCGUGUACACAGUGCGCACCCAGAGCCAGGGCGGUAAGUUCCCUGAUGAGGAUUACGAUCUUGCCUUGCGGCUCUACCAGACGGGCCUGCGUUCGGGCGUGGAAUAUCUUGACCUCGAGAUGACCAUGCCCGACCACAUCCUGCAGGCCGUAACCGACGCCAAAGGCUUUACCUCCAUCAUCGCAUCGCACCACGACCCUCAAUGCAAGCUUUCGUGGAAGAGCGGGUCGUGGAUUCCCUUCUACAAUAAGGCGCUGCAGUACGGUGAUGUGAUCAAGCUGGUCGGCGUGGCCCGUGAGAUGGCCGACAACUUCGCCCUGACCAACUUCAAGGCCAAGAUGCUCGCGGCUCAUGACAACAAGCCCAUGAUUGCUCUCAACAUGGGCACCGCCGGAAAGCUCAGCCGUGUGCUCAACGGCUUCCUGACCCCCGUCUCGCAUCCUGCCUUGCCGUCCAAGGCGGCUCCUGGCCAGCUCUCAGCUACUGAAAUUCGCCAGGCGCUGUCACUGAUAGGCGAGAUCGAGCCGAAGUCGUUCUACCUGUUCGGGAAGCCCAUCUCGGCGUCUCGUUCGCCUGCCCUGCACAACACUCUCUUCUACAAGACGGGCUUGCCGCAUCACUACUCGCGCUUCGAAACCGAUGAGGCGUCAAAAGCCCUCGAGAGCUUGAUCCGCUCCCCUGACUUCGGCGGCGCUUCUGUUACCAUCCCACUGAAGCUCGACAUCAUGCCGUUGCUCGAUAGCGCUACCGAUGCCGCACGCACCAUCGGUGCUGUUAACACCAUCAUUCCGCAGACCCGCGACGGCAGCACGACCACGCUCGUGGGCGAUAACACCGACUGGCGCGGCAUGGUCCAUGCCCUGCUGCACUCCUCGGGGUCUGGUUCCGUCGUCCAGCGCACCGCAGCCCCCCGAGGGGCUGCCAUGGUGGUCGGCUCGGGCGGCACCGCUCGCGCAGCCAUCUACGCCCUGCACGACCUCGGCUUUGCGCCCAUCUGGAUCGUCGCCCGGUCGGAGGAGCGCGUGGCCGAGCUUGUGCGCGGCUUCGACGGGUACGACUUGCGCAGGAUGACGUCCCCUCACCAGGGUAAGGAUAACAUGCCGAGCGUCGUCAUCAGCACUAUCCCGGCUACCCAGCCGAUCGAUCCCAGCAUGAGGGAGGUGAUUGUCGAGGUUCUCAAGCACGGUCACCCCUCAGCUGAAGGCAAGGUCUUGCUCGAAAUGGCGUAUCAGCCGCCUAGGACGCCGCUGAUGACGCUGGCUGAGGACCAGGGCUGGAGGACUGUUGGUGGUUUGGAGGUGCUGGCUGCUCAGGGGUGGUAUCAGUUCCAACUCUGGACGGGCAUCACGCCACUUUAUGAGGAAGCACGUGCCGCGGUUAUGGGAGAGGAUUCCGUUGAGUAG
Molecule: messenger RNA, 4746 nt
Organism: Thermochaetoides thermophila DSM 1495
Lineage: Eukaryota; Fungi; Ascomycota; Sordariomycetes; Sordariales; Chaetomiaceae
Product: pentafunctional arom polypeptide-like protein
Exons: 2
Coding region: 1-4746 (1581 amino acids)
Biological process (GO): aromatic amino acid biosynthetic process; chorismate biosynthetic process
Cellular component (GO): cytoplasm
Molecular function (GO): 3-phosphoshikimate 1-carboxyvinyltransferase activity; shikimate kinase activity; 3-dehydroquinate synthase activity
Source: RefSeq, a predicted model, not a curated record